Dovyalis caffra is the source of this 2625-nucleotide messenger RNA. NCBI's taxonomy places the organism in Eukaryota, Viridiplantae, Streptophyta, Magnoliopsida, Malpighiales, Salicaceae. The record is from the annotation of a GenBank genome assembly.
AUGUCCUACUGCUACUUGGUGCUCCAAACAGAUGCACGAGUUACAGAUCCCUCAGAAGUUGAUGCAUUGAUAGCUGUCAAGAAAAAAUUGAUUGAUCCUAUGAAGCAUCUCAGUGACUGGAACAAGGGUGAUCCUUGCACAUCCUACUGGACUGGCAUUUUUUGUUUUGACACAAAUGGGACUGAUGGAUAUUUACAUGUCCGAGAACUGCGGCUGCUGAAUAUGAAUCUUUCUGGACAUUUAACACCUGACCUUGGCAAACUUUCUCAACUUAAAAUAUUGGAUUUCAUGUGGAACGAAUUGAUUGGCAGCAUACCAAAGGAGAUAGGAAACAUCUCAUCUUUAGAACUCAUGCUCUUGAGUGGCAAUAAAUUAUCGAGUUCUUUACCGGACGAGCUUGGCUAUUUAUCAAAACUAUUUGUACUGCAAGUCGACCAGAACUAUAUCUCAGGUCCAAUACCAGCAUCAUUUGCCAACUUGAGCAGCGUGGAACAUUUCCAUAUGAACAACAACUCAAUUAGUGGUCAAAUUUCACCUGAGCUUUCCAAAUUACACAAUCUUCAUCACAUGCUUUUGGAUAAUAAUAAUUUAUCUGGGUAUCUUCCUCCAGAAUUCUCACAAUUGUCGGAGUUGCGGAUACUUCAACUUGACAACAACAAGUUUAAUGGCUCUGGAAUUCCAGCUACCUAUGGAAACCUUUCCAAAUUAGUAAAAUUGGAUAUAAGCAGGAAUGAGCUUACUGGACCCAUACCACCAACACUUUCUGAUAAUAUGAGCACUAUUGAUCUGUCAGAUAACCAUCUUGAUGGAUCUAUACCUCGAAGUUUUUCAAAUCUUCCUUUUUUGCAGAAACUGUCACUUGAAAAUAAUUUGUUGAGCGGCUUUGUGUCAGCUAACAUGUGGCAGAACAUGUCCCCCACUAAAAGUGCUGGCCUUACACUUGAUUUCAGGGACAAUUCACUUUCAAGCAUUUUAGGAGAACUGAAUCUGCCGGAUAAUGUCACCCUGAGGCUUGGAGGCAAUCCUAUCUGCCAUAAUACAAACAUACCAAACAUUAUCCGGUUUUGUGAACCUGAAGCUGGAGGAGAUGAGAUUGCUGAAAGGCAAAAAAAUUCAAGAGUGACAUGUUAUGUUCAAUCAUGUCCAACAGAUGGCUUCUUUGAAUAUGUCCCAGCAUCUCCUGUGCCAUGCUUUUGUGCAUCCCCUCUCGGGAUUGGAUACCGUCUUAAGAGCCCUAGCUUUUCUUAUUUUACUCCAUAUAUUAAUCAAUUCAAGAAAUACGUAACUCAUUCUCUUAACAUGAGCCUGUAUCAGUUGUCAAUCGAUUCCUUUCUUUGGGAAGAAGGUCCUCGUCUAAGGAUGUAUUUGAAGCUCUUUCCUCCAUCUAAUGUUGCACACUCAGCAAUAUUUAAUGAGACUCAGGUUCAACAAAUUAGAGAUAUAUUUUCAACAUGGCGAUUUCCUCCAGAUGACUUCUUCGGAUCAUAUGAGCUUCUGAACUUCACCCUACUUGGACCUUAUGCACAGUGGAAUGUUGAGAUCCAUAAGGCAGGCAUCAGUAAGGGUGUUUGGGCGGCCAUAAUACUAGGUGCUAUUGCAAUAUUUUCAGUAGUCACAGUUUUGUUUGCUGUAAUUAGCCAUUCCAGAUACCGUCAGAGUCUUCCAAGAAAAGAUUUAUCCUUAACGGGGCAGAUGAAAAUUGAUGGUGUGCAGCGCUUCACUUACAAAGAAAUGGUCUUGGCUACCAACAACUUUAACAGCUCCACACAAGUUGGUCAAGGAGGUUACGGAAAGGUUUAUAGAGGUAUUUUACCUGACAAAACUGUGGUAGCUAUAAAGCGAGCUGAAGAAGGAUCUUUACAAGGCGAAAAAGAAUUUUUGAUGGAGAUCAAUUUGUUGUCGAGGUUACAUCAUCGAAAUCUAGUUUUGUUAAUUGGAUAUUGUGUUGAAGAAGGAGAGCAGAUGCUAGUACACGAGUUCGUGCCGAAUGGUACCUUACGGGACUGGCUUUCUGCCAAGGAAACUCUCAACUUUGGAACAAGGUUAAGCAUUGCUUUGGGUUCAGCAAAGGGCAUCCUUUACCUCCAUACUGAAGCAGAUCCUCCAGUACUCCACCGAGAUAUCAAGGCCAGCAAUAUUCUUUUGGACUCUAAGCUUGCUGCUAAAGUUGCUGACUUUGGACUCUCCCUUCUUGCCCCUGUCAUGGAUGAUGAAGGAUAUCUACCUAAUCAUGUAUCUUCAGUAGUGAAGGGAACUCCGGUAAAUACUGCUUGUGAGUCGGGUAUGAUGGUCUCUAUCAUAGACAGCAGAAUAGGUUCCUAUCCAUCCGAAUGCAUCGAGAGAUUUGUAGCCUUGGCACUGAGGUGUUGCCAUACCGAGCAAGAGAAACGGCCAUCAAUACUGCAAGUGGUCAGGGAACUAGAAAACAUUAUCAGAAUCUUGCCAGAAGCAGAUACUACUAAUAUAGAAUCUGCUUCCGCGUAUUCCAGGAAGACCACACCUGCAUUUUCCGGCAUGUCAGCAUCUUCAUCUUCAUUCUACACAAGCAGGGAUGUAUCCAAGUCAUCCAGUCUCUUGGGAAGUGAUCUUAGCAGUGGUGUCAUUCCCGUCAUACCGCCUCGUUGA